AUGCGGUACAACACAGUCGUCUCUGCCCCCAGACCCGACCCUAGAGUCGUCUCUAUCCACCAGCUGCCGGAAGGACAGACUGUCCAGAUCUCAUCCUGGUCCAGUUCAACGACCCAACGUGCCCAUUCACUCGUCGAGGACGAUUCCGAUGUUGCUAUCGCUGUGAUGGGAGCGACAGGAAGUGGAAAGACAACUUUCAUCAAUCUAGCUAGCGGCUCCAGCCUUCGAGUCGGAAGAGGCUUGAUGUCUUGCACCAAUGUAGUUCAAGUCGCGGAACCAUUCGGGCUGGAAGGACGAACGGUGACUUUGAUCGACACACCGGGAUUCGACGACACCACCAAGAGCGACGCCGACAUUCUUCGCAUGAUCGGUCUUUUCCUCGCCACAACGUACGAGAACGGCAAGAAACUAGCCGGUGUCAUUUACAUCCAUCGCAUCUCCGAUUUCAGGAUGGGAGGCAUCUCCACCCGCAAUUUCAGGAUGUUCCGAGAGCUCUGCGGAGAAUCUACUCUCGAGAACGUCGUCAUUGUCACCAACAUGUGGGGCGAAGUCAGUCGCGAGAUUGGCGAGGCCCGUGAAGCCGAGCUGGCCUCCCGAGAUGUAUUCUUUCAGCCAGUCCUUCAGAAAGGCGCUCAGUUGCUGCGCCACGAGAACACGGAGGAGUCGGCGCACCUAAUACUUCGCCACAUCAUCGACAAUCACCCUCUCUCUCUUCAAAUCCAGCGCGAGCUGGUAGAUGAGCACAAGGACAUCUCGCAGACAGCCGCAGGAGCAGAGCUCAACAAGGAGCUCAUGCGGCUGAUGGAGAAGCACAAGAAAGAGAUGCGAGAACUUCAGGAGGACUUGGAAGAGGCAAUCAGGACCAAGGACGAAGAAACCAAAAGGGAACUCGAAAUCGAAACAAAGAAACUUCAGGCAGAAAUGAACCGUGUCCAGUCAGACGCCGCAGGUCUCGUGUCCCAAUACAAGGCAGAGAAAGAACAGAUGGAGACACGCAUGCACCAAUUUAUCGAGCAGUCGCAGCUCAACACCCAGCAAGCGGCUCAGAAGCACAACGAGCAGAUGGAGGUUCUCCAAAAGCACUUGAACGAUACGACAUCAAACUCUGCAGCGCAAAUCUCCGCACUUAAGUUCCGUCUGGUCGAAGUACAGAGAGCGGGUCGAAAGCGCAGGGGAGGUCUUUUCGGUGCAGUAGGAGGUUUCCUGGAUAACAUCUUUCGCCUUUGA
Cyclocybe aegerita is the source of this 1227-nucleotide messenger RNA. Lineage: Eukaryota; Fungi; Basidiomycota; Agaricomycetes; Agaricales; Hemipholiotaceae. The record is from the annotation of a GenBank genome assembly.